UGGCGGAUAGUUGAUACAUACGCAUGCGCGAAGCGCUAACAAGGCGCGCGAGGGAAGCUGGGAACGUCCUCUUUGGCGAAAAGUCAUCAUGGCGGCGCAAAUCAGCAAGAAGAGAAAGUUUGUCGCUGACGGACUCUUUAAAGCUGAAUUAAAUGAGUUCCUCACUCGUGAACUAGCCGAGGAUGGCUACAGUGGUGUUGAGGUGCGAGUAACGCCGAUCAGGACAGAGAUCAUCAUCCUGGCCACACGCACCCAGAAUGUGCUUGGAGAGAAGGGACGCCGUAUUCGGGAGUUGACAUCUGUUGUGCAGAAGAGAUUUGGAUUCCCUGAGGGGUCUGUUGAGCUGUAUGCAGAGAAGGUUGCAACCCGUGGCCUGUGUGCCAUCGCUCAGUGUGAAUCCCUGAGAUACAAACUGAUUGGUGGUCUUGCUGUACGAAGGGCCUGCUAUGGUGUUCUUCGAUUCAUCAUGGAGAGUGGUGCAAAGGGUUGUGAGGUUGUUGUUUCUGGUAAGCUGCGUGGGCAGCGUGCCAAGUCCAUGAAGUUUGUUGAUGGUCUGAUGGUCCAUGCUGGAGAACCCACCACACACUAUGUCGACACAGCCGUCAGACACGUCUAUCUUAGACAGGGUGUGCUUGGCAUCAAGGUUAAAAUCAUGCUGCCAUGGGAUCCUACUGGCAAGACCGGCCCCAAGAAGCCCCUCCCCGACCAAGUGAGCAUCGUGGAACCCAAGGAUGAAGUUGUACCUGCCCAACCCACCUCUGAGCACAAGGGUGGCAAGCAGGAGCCUUCACAGCCUGUACCCAGCCUGUAAUGUGUCACCCCAGCCAUGUGUCUAGCCUGUGCUUACAAUCAAUAGAAAUAAAGAUCAAAGAAAAAGAA
This is a messenger RNA of Nematostella vectensis (starlet sea anemone), 879 nucleotides long. RefSeq names its product 40S ribosomal protein S3. The coding region runs from base 89 to 811 and encodes 240 amino acids. Gene Ontology annotation, cellular component: cytosolic small ribosomal subunit; nucleus. The record is from RefSeq and is a predicted model, not a curated record. Gene Ontology annotation, molecular function: RNA binding; structural constituent of ribosome. Gene Ontology annotation, biological process: translation; positive regulation of apoptotic signaling pathway. NCBI's taxonomy places the organism in Eukaryota, Metazoa, Cnidaria, Anthozoa, Actiniaria, Edwardsiidae. The transcript is spliced from 5 exons.